CUCCUAUUUGGGGCUGGCACUACUCAGAGAGGAGAGGGCACAUCAUGCUGCAAUCGCAAAUGACCAUAGGCUAGGCUGAGCACUGGGAAAGGGAGAAGCAUCGACUGCUAGAGACAGGCAAUUAGCCCCGAGGUUGCCCUCUGCCUCCAGGGGUGGCUGUAGGCUGAGCUGCCGGUUCUUAACCCACACCCAGGUGCUACGUUCCUGAAGUGUUUGUAUCGGCAAGAGGUGGCGAAGAAGCUGGGGGGCGGGUGGGCAAAUCGAACUCUCCUCUCUUUGGAUCGCAGAAACGGGGAGGGACCAGCCCAGGUAUAAAGGUCCCUGCCUCGCUGGCUGCGUCUUCGAAAAGAGGAGGGUGAACUGGUGGUUUCUUGCUGUAUCGGCGCUUCUCGUACAGGAGUGAGGAAGAAUGAAGUGGGAAGGCUUCUAUUCCCUUGUGAUUGGUGUGAACCGCCACUCCACAGCCGUUGGCCGCAUCUGGCUCUCUGUAGUGUUCAUCUUCCGCAUCAUGGUGCUGGUGGUAGCUGCUGAGAGUGUCUGGGGAGAUGAGCAAGCCUCUUUCACCUGCAACACGCUACAGCCUGGUUGCAAGAACGUCUGCUAUGACCACUACUUCCCCAUCUCCCACAUCCGCCUGUGGGCCCUGCAGCUCAUCCUGGUGACAACUCCGGCUUUGCUUGUGGCCAUGCAUGUGGCAUACCAGCAGCACCAGGAGAAGAAGUUGUUAGUGAUGACAGGCCAUGGAGAUCCCAAGCACCUGGAAGAGGUCAAGAAACACAAGAUGCGCAUUUCAGGGUCCCUAUGGUGGACUUACGUUUGCAGCGUGGCCUUCCGCAUCAUCUUUGAAGGAACCUUCAUGUACAUCUUUUAUGUCAUUUAUCCUGGGUAUCAGAUGGUCCGUUUGGUCAAAUGCAACGAUUACCCCUGCCCCAACUAUGUUGACUGCUUUGUCUCGCGGCCCACGGAGAAGACAAUUUUCACUGUUUUCAUGCUGACCACCUCUGGUAUUUGUAUUGUCCUCAACUUGGUUGAACUGGUGUACCUGUUGGUGCGGGCAUGUGCCCGCCGCAGCCACCAAAACCCUAACCCAUCUUCAGGGAAGGGCUCCUUCCUGGGACACAAGCUGUCUGAGUACAAGCAGAAUGAAAUCAACCAACUGCUGACGGAACAAGACAGCUCCCUCAAGGACAUUCUCCGUCGCAAUUCAGGGGUACAAGAAAAAACUGACCGCUGUUCAGCCUGCUAAGGGUAUUGGGACCAUGGAGGUGGUGAUUGGUUGCAGCAGACCAAGACUGGGAAGAAAAUGUGGGACGUCUGUGAGUUGCUGUGGGUGGGAGCUGGCAGGGUCUUUCUUAUGAAGUUUCCUUGCAGUGCCUUAGGCCCUUCUACCAGCCUUCAUUUCCAUCACUGGCCCUGAUUAUUCUUUUAGCUCCCUGCUGUCAGCCUGCCAGCUGCCUAGAAGCACAAUCUUCCAUGGAUUUGAUAAGAAUUGUAUAGUUGCAGAACUUUCCAGCUGCAGAAUAUUUGCAAGGAGAUUUUAACUUAACCUCUGUAGCCCAUGCUGCCUGGGGAGAAUAGGGCAGGCAUGUUGACUUCCAACCAGAGCUUCCAAAGAAACCUUUCUUCCUUGUGUCCCACAUCACCUUGUGCUCAUCCUAAUCUUCUCCAAAAGGAAAAGAGGGGGAGGAAUCAGAAUAAUCUUACAUUGCAUAUAAUUUUGCUUUGUAAAUUCAGGAAGCAAAAUUUAGAUUUCCACACUGUACAUUUUGGAAUUUCACAGAACAGAAAUAAAUCACAAGGAUUCCUGCCAUCUUUCUACAGGGCUAUGGAUCAGCUACUUCAGUCUCUGUUUAUAGUCUGACACAGGGCUUUUUUGGUAGAAAAAGCCCAGCAGGAACUCAUUUGCAUAUUAGGCUACACUCCCUGAUAACACCAUUGUUUCACAUAGGGCUUUUUUGUAAAAAAAAAAAAAGCCUGCUAGAACUGCGUUCCUGCUAAAAAAAAAAAAAGCCCUAGCCUGGCACCUAAUGUCCAUCUUUUAUGUCCUGGAUCUGGGCUGGCAUAGCACAAGCACCAAAAGAAGAUGUCUCUGUGGAAUCUUUUCCCACCAGCAGGGCUCCUGUGUCUCUCCCCAGCAGGGUAGGGAGAAAUUCAAGAAGAGCCAUUUGCCUUGGUAGCAAUGACAGAAAGGAACCCCUCUUGAAUUUCUGCCAUUGGUGCAGGUGUAAAAACAGGGGCCAAUCCUAUGUCUUGGUUGCUGCUCUCAUUCGGCAAGGGAAGGGUGGGGAGGUUGCCAAGUUGGGGGCGGGAGCAAACAGCUCUUCUCUCAAGUUACACAUCCCUGUACCGAAGCAGUCAGUAUUAAAGGCUGAUUUUACAA
Messenger RNA from Heteronotia binoei (common prickly gecko), 2380 nucleotides. RefSeq names its product gap junction protein beta 1 (gene GJB1). The transcript has 2 exons. Gene Ontology annotation, biological process: cell communication. Lineage: Eukaryota; Metazoa; Chordata; Lepidosauria; Squamata; Gekkonidae. The coding region runs from base 410 to 1246 and encodes 278 amino acids. Gene Ontology annotation, cellular component: connexin complex. The record is from RefSeq and is a predicted model, not a curated record.